CGAGUGACGUGGCCCUCACGUGAGCUGGAGCCGACGCAUGCAGACGUCCUACUAAUCCCGGUCUCCGUUUGGUCCGGUUGCCAUCUCCCUAUUACCUCGAGGGCGCGCGGGCCUGCGGCCAGGAGAAGAGAAGGAGGAGGGAACUGCUCUGAUCUCCGCAGGUCUGUUCGUGGAUGGGCGCUUGCCUGGGGGAUCCCUGCGGUGCGGGAGCGGAGGGCGGAGACUGCAGAGGGACAAGGCCCGCUUUCUCCACACCCUUGCACUAUCCCGGGCCCUUCCAAGAACAAAAAUGAAGAUUUGGGGGCCAGAAUCCAGGGGAGACCCCAGCCAGGAGGAGGGGAAACUUGAAACCUUUGGCAUCCAGGGCCUGGAAUCGGGAAGGGCCGAUGUUAAGAUUCUUGUCCUGUGUGUUGGUCCAUCUAGCAAGCCAGAAUCGUGGGGCUGUGCGUCUGUCUUGUCAUUCCCCGUGUCUUUCAGUAGGGCGCUGUACCACUCGGAGCAAAGGAAUAAAGAAUCUGCCCCAGGUCCGCGUAAAGGAAAUAGGACAUGACAGCGCGUACAGGAAAAAUGGUUGUCGUUUGGCGCCAGGAGCGGCCAUCCGUCUCUGCUGUGUCGCCUGUCUGUGUCUGUGGGAUCUUGCGCCUGACAGCCAACCCAACCCUAGGAGCGGGAAGAAGAGGAAAAUUGUCCAGAAACAAGUCCUGCAGUAUCUGCAGCUGCAGCAGAGACUGCCAGCUGUAGCUGAGGACUCCACCCCCUACGUGGGAGCACUUCUUUGGGCCAGAGAAAGCCCUUCAGACACUCACCCUAGCAUGGGCCGCACUCGGGAAGCUGGCUGCGUAGCUGCUGGUGUGGUGAUUGGGGCUGGUGCCUGCUACUGCGUCUAUAAACUGACCUGGGGAAGAGAUGAGAGUGAGAAAAUCUGGGAGGACGACGAUGAUGAUGAGGAGGAGGAACCUAGUGAUAUGGCAGAAACUGGGAAAGGAUCUAAGGCUAAUUCUGGGGCGGGGGCUGGAGCUAGACUUCAGGGUGACUCAAAGGCCAAAGCUGAGGUGGCCGUGGAACUCAAGAGUGGAUCCGAUAUAAAGGCAGAGGCCCACUCGAAGGCCCAGAGUGGAGGUGGCCUAGAGGCCAAGGCCAAGGCCCUUUUCAGCACCUUGAAGGAACAGGCAAGUGCAAAGGUGGGCAAAGGGGCCAGGUUGGGUACCAUCUCUGGGACCAGGACCCUUGCACCUGGUUUACCCUGUCCAGGAGUGAGGGGUGGAGGCUGCCACCCAGCGAGGAAUGGAGCUAGGGUUGGGGGCAGGGCCAGUGGCAAGUCUAAAGGAAGGACCCGAGGUAAGAGCACAAGGACUCCAGCUACGUCAUGGCCUGUUCGAAGGGGCAAGUUCAACUUUCCCUAUAAAAUUGAUGAUAUUCUGGGUGCUCCUGACCUUCAAAAGGUCCUUAACAUCCUAGAAAGAUCAAAUGAUCCUUUCACUCAAGAAGUAGCCUUGGUCACUCUGGGUAACAAUGCAGCAUAUUCAUUUAACCAAAAUGCCAUUCGUGAAUUGGGUGGUCUCCCAAUAAUCGCAAAGCUGAUAAAAACGAAAGAUCCCAUUAUUAGGGAAAAGGCGUACAAUGCCCUUAAUAACUUGAGUGUGAAUGCAGAGAAUCAGGGCAAGAUUAAGACAUAUAUCAGUCAAGUGUGUGACGACACUAUGAUCUGUCGUUUGGACUCAGCUGUGCAAAUGGCUGGACUAAGACUGUUAACCAACAUGACUGUGACUAAUCAUUACCAACAUUUGCUUUCCUAUUCUUUUCCAGACUUUUUUGCUUUGUUAUUCCUGGGAAAUUACUUCACCAAGAUUCAGAUUAUGAAACUAAUCAUAAACUUUACUGAAAAUCCAGCCAUGACAAGAGAGCUGGUCAGUUGUAAAGUACCAUCAGAAUUGAUUUCCCUUUUUAAUAAAGAAUGGGACAGAGAGAUUCUUCUUAAUAUCCUUACCCUAUUUGAGAAUAUAAAUGACAACAUAAAAAAUGAAGGGCUUGCCUCAUCCAGGAAAGAAUUCAGCAGAAGUUCACUUUUUUUCUUAUUCAAAGAAUCUGGAGUGUGCAUUAAGAAAAUCAAAGCAUUAGCAAAUCACAGUGAUCUGGUUGUGAAAGUAAAAGUCCUGAAAGUAUUGACCAAACUCUAAUUGGGGGUCUGUCCCAAACAACAUUGAGGUAAUUUUUUUUUUUUUUAGUUUGCCCUUGGGAACAAUGCUUUUUGUAAAUUCUUUGCUUUUCACUGUGAUUAUGUGGCCAGGAGAUCUUUUCAGCUGCUCUUUUGGAAUAAUCAAUAUCACAUAUCAUCAACAGCAGUGCUGGUUGUGAUGUUUGGUUUUAGGCUGGACCAUCUUAAGGAUAUCAAGUAAAUACUAGACUUGUACAAAGAAAGCAUUUAUUGAUUCCAUCUUGCUACCUAGAUUGAGGCAUUUUUACUCUUAAACUGACAGCAAACUAAUUAAGGAUAAGCUACACUUUUUUGUAAUGGUUUACACUUGUUAUUCUUAGACUGGUGUUUCAUCAAUAAAGUUGUGUGUUUUAACCAGCAAAAAUA
Molecule: messenger RNA, 2581 nt
Organism: Sus scrofa (pig)
Lineage: Eukaryota; Metazoa; Chordata; Mammalia; Artiodactyla; Suidae
Gene: ARMCX1
Product: armadillo repeat containing X-linked 1
Cellular component (GO): mitochondrion
Molecular function (GO): protein binding
Source: RefSeq, a predicted model, not a curated record